Ambispora leptoticha is the source of this 142-nucleotide messenger RNA. NCBI's taxonomy places the organism in Eukaryota, Fungi, Glomeromycota, Glomeromycetes, Archaeosporales, Ambisporaceae. The record is from the annotation of a GenBank genome assembly.
CGUUAUAUGCAUUUUUUCUUUUUUACACCCCCACCGGCUGCUCAAAACAUUUUUACAGACAUAAAAUUCAACAAGCUUCCACCGAUUUAUCCUGGUGCUCGAUUUAUUGUUUAUUGCAUUUUAGAAAAAGGUGUUGAAGCUU